UAUCAUUAAAAAGUAUUUAGGGAAAUUAAUGAAACCCUAAAAAAAAAAAAGAAAAAGAAAAACAGAAAUAUAAUCAGAACAUGAUGAGUAUAUAGACAUAACCAUAUGUCCCCAUUUCUUCUAUUCAGACAGGCAGUUCUGCAUGUCUUUCUCUUCUCUCUCUCUCUAACCUUAAAACCCCAAUCUCUCAUUCUUCCAACUUAAAAAGCCAAAAAAAAAAAAAAAAAAAAAGCUCUGAUUUCUUCUUCAAUGGCGACUCCAAUCCACACAGGAAGAGAAGAAACCAAGCCCCACGAACCGCCCAAAACCAGACCCGGCAGAAAAACCGGUGCCAGAAACCCCCACCAAAAAAAACCGCCGCAGAGAGGCCUCGGCGUCGCUCAGCUCGAACGCUUAAGGCUUCAAGACAAGUGGAAUAAAAUUACCGAAAUGUCCCCUCCCCAUCACUUCAUCCAAUCCCACUCUCCCACCUUCCUCCUCGACAAUACUUUAACCAAUUUUCCCUUGCAGUUUCCCGCCGCCGCUCCGGUAAUGGUUGCUACUGACUCCGGCGGCGGCGGCGGCGUUUUGGGGUUUGACCACCAGGGUUUGGUCGUUCAGAGGAUCGGAAAUCAUGGUGGGUUUCUCGCUGGCGGUGAGCCGUAUUCACACGGUGGCGGAGUUUUGAUUGGGAAUUCCAGCGUUGAGGCCUCGAGAGAGCUCUCUUCAAUCCCAAAAUUGCCGCCGCCGUCGCUGCCACCUUCGUGCGAUUCUGAUCAUUGCGAUAUUUGCUUCAAGAAGAAACGAGUCAACUUCAGCAAUUUAAUGAAAGAGAAGAACAUCAACAUCGCCGCUGCAGAAACGCCGCCACUAGCGGCGGCUGGUUUCGAUUUUCUCGGACUGAGUACAACAAAUUCCACCGCGGAAUUAAACAACUCCACCGUCGUGAAUCAUCACGCGAAUCCCGAUUUCGGUUUCAGUUUCAAUUUCAAUUUCAACCAGGGAAGGAGCGGCGGCAACAGCGGCAGCGGCAGCGGCGGCGGAGGAGGAAAUGGUGAAGGAAGUAGCAGAUUAAUGGAGUACGAGUUUUUCCCAAGGAAAAAUUGCAGAGGCACAGAGAUCGAGGAACUGAAAAUGCCAAAGGAAGAAUUAAGUUUAUUUGGAGAAGAAAAUGAAGAAGAAGAAGAAGUGCUGGCAGUGGAUCAUGGAGAAGGUUCUUGUAUUACUACAAGCUGCAAUGAUAUCAUUAAUGGCGGUACCAGAAAUUCCACUGCUCUUGAUUUAUCUCUCAAGCUUUCAUUUUAGAUCCAAAAAUGGUGGAAUCCCUUUUUUCUUCCUCAUUUCCAUGUGAAUCAGACCCCCAUUUAUAUAUAUACCCACCAUUUUAUUUUUAUUUUCA
Messenger RNA from Benincasa hispida (wax gourd), 1378 nucleotides. RefSeq lists its product as uncharacterized. Lineage: Eukaryota; Viridiplantae; Streptophyta; Magnoliopsida; Cucurbitales; Cucurbitaceae. The record is from RefSeq and is a predicted model, not a curated record. Gene Ontology annotation, molecular function: DNA-binding transcription factor activity.